AUGAGUUUUAGUUUACCUGAACUUCCAUAUGACCAAAAAGCUUUAGAGCCUUAUAUAUCUGCAAAAACCUUAGAUUUUCAUUACAACAAACAUCACAAAGGGUAUUUGGAUAAACUUAACACGCUAGUAAAAGAAAAAGAUCAUGAGCUUAAGGAGCUAAUUAAAAAAGUUCAUGGAGAUAACAAUAAUAUUUCUGUGUUUAACAAUGCAGCACAAGUGUGGAAUCAUACGUUUUAUUGGAAUUCAAUGAAAAAAAACGGUGGUGGUAAACCAAGAGAAGAUUACCAAAUUGCAAAAAAGAUCAAAGAUGAUUUAGGUGGUUUUGAAAAAUUUAAUGAGAUGUUUUCUGAACAUGGAAUAAAUCAAUUUGGCAGUGGAUGGGUAUGGUUGGUGUUAGAAAAUAACAAGCUUAAAAUCACUAAAACUCCAAAUGCUGAUUUACCGCUAAUCCACAAUCAAAUUCCAUUGCUUACUAUGGAUGUAUGGGAACAUGCAUACUACUUAGAUUGUCAAAAUCGUUUUAUGAUACAAGUAACAAAAUUGAACAAUGGCCUGCGUGUCAUUACUGAAUAUAUGAGUGAAGUGGAUUCUGUAGCUAUCAAUAUGAGAGUCAAUGUUGGUAGCAGGGCUGAAAGUGUCGAUCAAAACGGGGUAUCACACUUUUUAGAACACAUGGCUUUCAAAGGCACAAAAAGCAGAACUGCACUUGAGAUUGCUAAAGCUUUUGAUGAUAUAGGCGGAGUUUUUAAUGCCUGCACAGGUAGAGAAAGCACUACCUACUACGCAAAAGUUUUAAAGAAGGAUGUACCAAUAGGAAUUGAUAUAUUAACAGAUAUAUUAAUCAAUUCCACAUUUCCAGAAGAUGAGCUGGAGCGUGAAAAAGGUGUUGUGAUACAAGAAAUUUUUCAAACCAAUGAUUCACCAAGCGACAUUAUUUUCGAUAAAUAUAUGGAAGCAGCUUAUAAUAAUCAAUCAUUUGGCAGGUCCAUUUUAGGUACGCAAGAAACCGUGAAAUCCUUCACCAGAGAAAAAUUAAAUAGCUAUAUAAAUGAACACUACUUCGGUGAAAAUAUGAUACUUGCCGUCGCAGGCAAUAUAGAACAUGAAAAGAUUGUUGCACUAGUAAAAGAUACGCUCUCUAAUAUCCACUCAAAAAAGAAAAUUCAAAAUGAAAGUGCUAACUAUACUGGCGGUGAAUAUAGAGAACACCGCAAGUUAGAUCAAGUACACCUAUUAAUUGGAUGGCCGAGUGUUUCUUGUCAUGAUCACAGUUAUAGUGAUUCUGGAAUGCUAUCUGUUUUUGCAGGCACAGACAGUAGCAAUCUAGAUAAACUUCUGCAAUCUAUCACAGCAGAAUUAAAGAAAUUAUCUACAAAUGAUUUAAAAGAAGACGAAGUAAAUAGAGUUAAGGAAAGAGUAAAAUCUCAAAUUUUGAUGUCCCGCGAAAGCACUCAUUCUCGUGCUGAAACACUAAGUUAUUACUAUGCUAACUACGGCAAGUACAUUAGUAAAGACGAGUUAAUUAAAAAGAUCAGUGCUGUAAGCCAUGCUGACAUAAAAGCAGCAGCAGAGGAGUUAUUAUCUCAGCAUGAAAAAACUACUUUAGCUGCAAUUGGAGAAAUUAACUCGUUACCAAAUUACGAUAAAGUAAUUUCUAUGCUAAAAAUAUAA
Messenger RNA from Rhagoletis zephyria (snowberry fruit fly), 1671 nucleotides. RefSeq lists its product as uncharacterized. The record is from RefSeq and is a predicted model, not a curated record. Lineage: Eukaryota; Metazoa; Arthropoda; Insecta; Diptera; Tephritidae. Gene Ontology annotation, biological process: superoxide metabolic process; proteolysis. Gene Ontology annotation, molecular function: metalloendopeptidase activity; metal ion binding; superoxide dismutase activity.